GGGCAGAGGAGGACGUGUGUGAGCGGAUGUGAGUGAUGAUUGGUAUUGAGAUGGAUGUGAAUGCUGUGGUGAUGGCGAUGGUGAUGGUUGGUAUUGAGAUGGAUGUGAAUGCAGUGAUGAUGGCGAUGGUGAUGGUUGGUAUUGAGAUAGAUGUGAAUGCUGUGGUGAUGGUUGGUAUUGAGAUGGAUGUGACUGCUGUGGUGAUGGCGAUGGUGAUGGAUAUGAAUGCUGUGGUGAUGGCGAUGGUGAUGGUUGGUAUUCAGAUAGAUGUGAAUUCUGUGGUGAUGGUUGGUACUGAGAUGGAUGUGAAUGCUGUGGUGAUGGUUGGUAUUGAGAUGAAUGUGUCUGCUGUGGUGAUGGCGAUAGAGAUGGAUGUGAAUGCUGUGGUGAUGGCGAUGGUGAUUGUUGGUAUAGCGACGGUUGCAUUGAUGAUACAGACUGUUGUGGUGUGUGCAACUGAUAUUGUAGUACCGGCCUGUUAUGUGUUUGGGUUAAGUAGUAACGUGAAUUUAUGGAUAUUGAAGUUUCUAAGCUAAGUUCUCCUAAUUUUGCAUAAAAAAAACAGUUCUCCAAUUAAUUUCUCACAAAUGAGUCUUUGCAUUUUUGGUAGCUCCUUAAGCUGGGAGGCCACAGAGUGUCCAAAAGCAUCUGCUGAGGUCAAUUCCGAUGAGCUAUUGGCAUUCACUAACUGUUUGGCAGACUCUAAUAGCUCUUCUUGUUUCUUAAAGAUAGCACUUUGUCGUUUAAUUGAAGAUUUUUCCUUUUUUGUUGCAGGUUCCUGAAACAGAAGAUGCUUGGCUACAAAUAGCAAC
Ostrinia furnacalis (Asian corn borer) is the source of this 812-nucleotide messenger RNA. RefSeq lists its product as uncharacterized. The record is from RefSeq and is a predicted model, not a curated record. The transcript has 2 exons. Bases 36 to 536 code for a protein of 166 amino acids. Lineage: Eukaryota; Metazoa; Arthropoda; Insecta; Lepidoptera; Crambidae.